UUGAAACGAACUGACAUUUCAGCUUCUGUAUUUUAUUUAAUUGCAUUUUAUUUUUCGACAUUAAUUGUGCAGCAUUUAAACAAGCAACAUGGCCAGGAACUUAGAAGCCACCAACAGAUUUAGCAGACAACUGGAAAAUGAAGGUGCACGUUCUGGCAAAGCCUUCUUGACCCCUAAAAAAAUCACAGGGGCUUUAUCUGAGGUGCAGAAUACACUCAAUAAGAAGUUUACACCCUUGAAACCAAAUCUGCUGAACAGCCCUAAAGUACCACUAACAAAGGUCAUAAAAACAGAACCUAAGGAAACCCUGUCACCUGUUUAUGAUGAAGUCUACCAUGAAGUACCCUUUAUAGAUGAUUACAUCGACUUGUACCCUGGCGGUCUCGCAAAGUUAACAGAAAAGCUGGUGGAAAGUCUUGAUUAUCGACCACCUACACCAGAACCAGAAUGUGGUGACGAUUCAGGUUUUGAUUUUGUUGACGAUUUGCCUGUGGAUGAUUUACCUGGUGCCUUUGAUGAUUUAGAUGAUCAUCCUGAUUUCGAGCCGAUGUAUAUUGGAGAUUUUAGUUUUUAAGUGCUUUUAUUGAAAUGUUUUAUUUUUAUUUUUAAUAUAAAACUAUGUGUACUUUGAAAAUGUUUUAUAUAUAAGUUAUUUUAAUAUAUUGUGUAAAAUCUGUAAAACGUAAUA
Molecule: messenger RNA, 688 nt
Organism: Ctenocephalides felis (cat flea)
Lineage: Eukaryota; Metazoa; Arthropoda; Insecta; Siphonaptera; Pulicidae
Exons: 3
Coding region: 89-574 (161 amino acids)
Source: RefSeq, a predicted model, not a curated record